CUACUGGCUAGCGGCUAGUGGCCAGUCAGUUAGCCUGCUAGACUGCUAGACUGCCAGCCCUAGUCCUGGCUGACCAGUACGCGCUGAAUCGUCCGACUGACCGCAAGUGCCGGCCAGAAUAGCCACGGCAGUAUCCGCCUCGGGAAUUGGGAGCACGCAACUCCAAAUGGCUUUGUUGUGUACAAAUAUGUGCGCCUAGGGGCAAUCCAUAAACAUUUGAAAUGCAGCCGGCGAAAAAUAUGCAAGACUCACUGAUACUAAAAUCAAUAAAAAUCUAGCAAAAUCCACAUAAAGUUAGGAACGCAAAAGUAACAAUUUCAUCAUGGACAUUCCCAGCAGCGGAGCCAUAUUCACCCUGGGCAAAUCCCAUCUGGCGGAGAAUACCCAGAGUUAUUUCUACAUCAAAAACGAUCCUGUGAAGCGCCUGAUUUCCGGUCCAAACCAGAGCGCUGUCAUUUGUGAAUCUGGCCGACUAUUUGUUUGGGGCGAGAACCACUACGGGCAGCUUGGAAUUGGCGGCCAUGGAGGAGCCUCCGGGAAGAAGGGCGGCGGCCACAACAGCAAUGGGGACAUUGUCACCAAACCCACCUGCGUGAAGGCCUUGAAAACACUGGGAUUAAAGAUUUGCGACGCCGCCUUCGGGAACCACUGGGCCGUGAUGCUGACACACUCCAACGAGAUCUUUUUCACGGGUCGCAACAUCUUUCCCGAGGACACCCAUGUGGCCCAGCACUUCACCAGCGCCCAAGUGGAGCAGCAGCAGUGUGCCAUCAUCCGGAAGCCGUUUCGGCUGGAGGAGUUCGACGAUUACCUGUCCAAGAGCGAGGAGACGGACAACUUUAUGGCCAUCCAAGCGGGCAACGAACAUUUUGCCGUGCUGACCAGUACUGGUCGCUUGAUUGGCUGCGGUUCAAAUGCCCAACAGCAGCUGGGAGAACUGGAGGCGGACUACGACGGUCAUCCAGUGGAGAUUCGUCUGGAUGCACCGGUGCAACAAUUUGCCUGCGGCCCGGAGUCCACCCUGGUGCUGACCGCCAGCGGGAACCUCUUCCUCACCGGCCACCUCAACGAGUUCGUCUUUCCGCGCUUCACCGAGCUGCAGAAGAACCUGCCGCCCACCGAGGUCAUCAUCUUCAUGCACAUCUCGAAGACCAGCGAAGUGUACAUCGUGACCAAUGCAGGCAGCAUCUACCGCAGCUUCGAGUCGAUGCGAAACAAGAGCCUGGUCUUCCAGCGCUUCUACGACUACGACAGCGAGGAGAACGGACCCAUCUGGAAGCUCCUCAAGGGGUUCUCCUUCUACGCGGUGCUCAGCAAGGCCAACAAGUUCUUCACUACGUUCUCGGAGAGCGGCCAUCACUUGAAGACCUUCCGCGAGAUCUCCAAGUUUAAGAAUCUCCGGCUGUUGGACAUCGCCGUGGGAGAUCAACACGUUCUGGUGCAGGGCAUCCCGCGAUCCUCGAUAUCGUCCGCUUCUGUGGGUGGCUCAGCUGAGCCGAAUCGUUACAUGAGCCGUAGUUUCGUCCUGCAACCGCCGGAUGCAAAUGGAAACGGGGAGCAGGGCAGGAGUCAUAGUGGCAAAAGUCUCACCAAACAAAAAGGGGUCGAGGAGUCGGAGGACCGAUCUAUUGCGGCCACUGUGGGAGGAUUGACAGCUGCAGCAGGAGCCGGUACAGCUGCUGCCAUGGAGGCGGUGAAACAUUUAAUCAAUGGCGAGAAAGCAGAAGAGAAAGAAGAUAUAACUGAACACAAUGAUGUGAAUGCAAAUAUUGAAGGUGACGAUCCUUUGAAUAUGGAACCCAAAGAGGUAAACGGCAAUGAAGAAAAUAAUAUGAUUCCAAGCAGCCCUUCUAAAGAAGAAUCCAAUCAAGCAGAACAUAGAGCUAUGCAAUCUCCUCAAACUUCAACUAACAAACAAGAGAUGGAAGCUCCUUUAAGUCAGGAUAAGAAGGACAUGGAGAAUCAUGCAAAUACUGCUAUGAAAACAAUGGGUGAUUACAAAGAGACAGAGCCCACGGCCCCUAUGGAAUCCCCUAUAAAACCAUCGGAACCUAAGGAAGAACCAGUUGGUCCAGUUGCCUCUCCAGUAAAAUCGGCAAAAUCACCUGUAACAGCCAAAGAAUCUCCAUCAAAAUCAAACGCAUCCCCAGAAAAACCAUUGGAAUCAAUGCAAAAGCUACCAACUCCCCCUACACAUACACCUACACCUCCUAAAUCUCCAACAGAAUCUCUAAGAUCUGAGAAAUCCAUGCAAUCUAUGCAGUCAUCAAACCCCCAAGAAAAAAUGCCUGGCAGCCAGGAAAAACUGCUGCGUCCAAGGACUCCGUACCCGGAAAGCAGUGAUUCCAGCACACCACAAACGAUUAAGAAGACACCCAUACGAAACUUCUCAUACGAGGCGGCAAUGGAUCAUGACCAUCUGGAAAGGACCUCCCCCGAGUUAGUGUCCAGCCUGGAAACGGUUGACGAGGUGCCGGCGGCCACCAUCCAAGUGAACACGCCCACACCGCCCACGGAAGAGGACGAGCAGCUGGCUGUGGAGAUAACCACAACGAAGGAUUCGAAGGACAGCAGCAAGGUGGUCAAUGAGAUACGCUUCAUCAACAAUGGCGUUGAUGUCACAGCCAAGGUGGAGGAACAAAUGCCGGACACACCACUCGAGAGUUCUGUGGAGGAUUUGGAAUCGGAUGGGGAGCAAAUGCUGCAGCAUGUGGAGCAACAGGUGGACAAAAUCGUGACGCAUACCGAAGAGACAGCGGCGAAGGUCGGCGAUGAAGCGCUGGAUGCCAUGGACUCCACGCGUAACUCCAUUCAAACGGCCGUAAGGAAUGCUGCCCAUGGGGCCCGAGACGCCAUGGAAGCUGCCGGCGAGCGAAUGGCCACAGGUGCUCGAGGAGCUGUGGAAGCAGUGGGCGGUGCAGUGGGAGCAGCGGGUAAAGGCGCCCAGCGCAUGGCCAGCGAUGCCAUGCACGCUGUGGAGCAGGCAGGCAGUAAUGCGAUCAAGGCAGCCUCGGACACAAAGGAUUCCAUGGGCAGGGCCAUGGACUCGGUGACCAACAAGAUCUCCAGUGAAGUACAGGGCGCCAAGGAGAAUAUCUCGUCGUUGUUUCAGAUAAAAGCAGCCAGGGAGAUGGAUCCGCCAAGCUCGCCGGUGUCCACACCUCGCGGUGAGGACGAUUUGUCCUCCAAAGAGGGGGCACCCAAAACGACUACCACUUUGGGUUCCAACGAGGAGGAUGAGCGCACGACCGCCUCCGUGAACUCGAACCACAAUUCCGCAGGACACGGCAACGGUAAUGGCAAUAUUUUGGAGCCCAGCAAUCCCUUCGAGGAUCCGCUGGACGCGGUGGUCGAGCGCAGCAAGAAGGCGAUGCAGGAGGACAUCCGGGCCAUGCAAAUGAGGGCCAAUUCGCAUGUCCAAGCGGUGGCUCAGCAAAAGGAGGAGGACGCCAAGGGAUUUGUGCAGCAGGUGAUGGACAGGCUCUCGUGCCGCAACGAAAAGGCGGUCAGGAUUGAAGAUGAAGUGCGUCCGCCGGCUGCAAUUCACAACAAGAACACAAACAAAGUAAACAGCGAGCUGAGCUUAACCAAUGGACAGGCACAUGGCGAGCAGGCGCAGUCGUCGCGGGUCUGCACGAUUUUAUAAAACUUGCACCAACGCCAGCACUUUUCUAAGCAAUUGCAUUUGGUCUUGAAGUACAAUUUAAUGAAAAUAAAGCAAACGAAAUUAC
Molecule: messenger RNA, 3731 nt
Organism: Drosophila elegans
Lineage: Eukaryota; Metazoa; Arthropoda; Insecta; Diptera; Drosophilidae
Exons: 5
Coding region: 323-3646 (1107 amino acids)
Cellular component (GO): cytoplasm
Molecular function (GO): guanyl-nucleotide exchange factor activity
Source: RefSeq, a predicted model, not a curated record